This is a messenger RNA of Pseudophryne corroboree (corroboree frog), 5075 nucleotides long. It is a transcript of the gene FAM120A, whose product is annotated as family with sequence similarity 120 member A. The transcript is spliced from 17 exons. The record is from RefSeq and is a predicted model, not a curated record. NCBI's taxonomy places the organism in Eukaryota, Metazoa, Chordata, Amphibia, Anura, Myobatrachidae. The coding region runs from base 195 to 3401 and encodes 1068 amino acids. Gene Ontology annotation, cellular component: nucleus.
ACCUGUUCCGGUUUCCUGUGGCCCCCGCCUCCUCCCCGCACCUCACACACAUCCCCGGACAUGGCUCUGUGAGACAGCACAUGGCGGCCGCGGCCAUGCAGAGCCCCCCCAAACCAUCCAACAGCCCCCCGCUCCUCCUCCGUCACUAGACACCCAACACUACGCCCGACACACCCGUCAUCCCGCAGCCAGCCAUGGGGGUGCACGGUUUCCAGGACUACAUCGAGAAGCGCUGCCCGGGCGCGGUGGUACCAGUGGAGCUGCAGAAAUUGGCCCGGGGCAGCCUAGUUGGGGGCGGGCGGCAGAGACCCCCCCAGACCACCCUCCGCCUGCUCAUCGACGCUGAGAACUGCCUGCACCGGCUCUACGGCGGCUUCUACACCGACUGGGUGAGCGGGGGCCAAUGGAACCACAUGCUGGGCUACCUGGCCGCCCUGGCCAAGGCCUGCUUUGCCGGCAACAUCGAGCUCUUCGUCUUCUUCAACGGCGCCCUGGACAAGGCCCGGCUUCACGAGUGGGUGAAGCGGCAGAGCAACGAGCGGCAGACCGGCCAGCAGAUCAUCAGCCACGUACAGAACAAGGGCACCCCGCCCCCCAAAGUCUGGUUCCUGCCCCCCGUCUGCAUGGCCCAUUGCAUCCGCCUGGCGCUCGUCCGUUUCCACAUCAAGGUCGCACAGAGCAUUGAAGAUCACCACCAAGAAGUCAUUAGUUUCUGCCGUGAAAAUGGAUUCCACGGUCUGGUUGCCUACGACUCAGACUAUGCUCUGUGCAACAUCCCUUACUACUUCAGUGCCCACGCGUUAAAGCUGAGUCGCAACGGGAAAAGUAUCACAACCAGCCAGUAUCUGAUGCACGAGGUGGCCAAACAGCUGGACCUCAAUCCCAACCGCUUUCCCAUAUUUGCAGCUCUUCUAGGUAACCACAUUUUACCUGAUGAAGAUUUAGCCGCUUUCCAUUGGAGCUUACUUGGACCAGAUCAUCCAUUGGCUUCACUGAAAGUCCGUGCUCACCAGCUUGUUUUACCCCCUUGUGAUGUUGUAAUCAAAGCGGUUGCUGACUAUGUGCGCAAUAUCAAGGAUACAAAUGAUUUGGAUGCAAUCUCUACAGAUGUUUUCCAGCAUUCACAGUCCAGAACAGAUGACAAAGUUUCCCGGUUCAGGAGAGCGGUCGCUUACUACAGGGCCACCAACAAGCCACUGCCAUAUCCACCAGCUCCGUACCCUGGGAGACCACUUCCAAAUAGAGACCACGGUAUGAUGCAGGUUUACCCACCUUCUCAAAUGGUUCCUCCGGCUUCUGUACAAUCUAAGUCUAUGGCCCCACACAUGUCUAGUCAUAGUGGUGCUAACGUUAAAGGUCCAUAUCCGUACAACCUGCCUGAGUCCGCAGCCUCCAUCAGUCCCACGAGUAAAAGUGUGCCUGAGCAGAACAACUACAGUAACAUUCCUCAGGAAGGCAAGCACACACCCCUGUAUGAGCGGUCUUCUCCCAUAAAUCCGGCACAGAGCGGGAGCCCCAACCAUGUAGAUUCUGCCUACUUUCCACGCUCUUCUACUUCAUCCUCCUCUGACAAUGACGACGGCAAUGGAGGAGCCAGCAACCACAUUAGCGGAACCAAGCCUGGCUGGGAUAAAAAGAAUAAGUCAUCUGGAAAAACAAAUAAGGAUCCCACAGACCAGACCAAGACUGAUAGUCCCUCAUCCACCACAUCCGGAAUCAAAGCCGCUGACAAGAAAGGUAACCAGGGAGGUCUGCAGAUUCCUUGUCUCCUCUCCAUGCCCACCCGGAAUCAUAUGGAUAUCACAACUCCUCCUCUGCCUCCCGUUGCACCUGAAGUAUUGAGAGUAGCAGAGCAUCGUCACAAGAAAGGGUUAAUGUACCCCUACAUUUUCCACGUCCUGACAAAGGGAGAAAUAAAGAUUCCGGUUACUAUUGAAGAUGAAACAAAUAAGGACCUUCCCCCUGCUGCCAUCCUCUUCAGACCAGUGCGCCAAUAUGUCUAUGGAGUCCUGUUCAGCCUGGCAGAAAGCAGGAAGAAAACGGAGCGUCUAGCUUUCAGGAAGAAUAGAAUGAUCCCUGAAUAUUAUCCAGUCAUCAUUAAAGAGUGGGCAGCCUAUAAAGGGAAGUCCCCCCAGACUCCAGAACUGGUGGAAGCUCUCGCCUUUAGGGAAUGGACCUGUCCCAAUCUGAAGCAGCUGUGGUUGGGGAAAGCUGUGGAGGACAAGAAUCGGAGGAUGAGAGCUUUUCUGGCAUGUAUGCGAUCAGACACACCAGCCAUGCUGAAUCCUGCCAAUGUGCCCACGCACCUCAUGGUGCUGUGCUGCGUGUUACGGUAUAUUGUGCAGUGGCCUGGUAUCAGAAUACUCAGGCGCCAGGAGCUUGAUGCCUUCCUUGCCCAGGCACUGUCGCCUAAACUGUAUGAGCCUGAUCAGCUUCAGGAACUUAAGAUCGAUAACUUGGACCCCAGAGGGAUUCAGCUGUCUGCGUUGUUCAUGAGCGGCGUGGACAUGGCUCUCCUAGCCAAUGACGCCUGUGGACAACCCAUUCCCUGGGAGCACUGCUGUCCUUGGAUGUAUUUUGAUGGAAAGUUGUUUCAGACCAAACUCAUUAAAAGCACCAGGGAGAAGGCCUCACUAAUUGACCUCUGUGAUGGUCAGGCGGAACAAGCUGCUAAGGUGGACAAGAUGAAACAAAGCAUCCUGGAAGGGCUACACUUUUCCAGGCAAAACUACCCACUGCCAUUCCCACCUCCUCCCGCCAUGCCUUUUUACCCUGCUGCUAUGUACCCACGACCUUUUGGACCAAUGCCUCCACCGCCAGGCAGAGGAAGAGGAUUCUCUGGCGAGUGGGUCCAGCCCAUUCCUUCUCAAGGAGGAAAGCUUGAGAUAGCCGGGACGGUAGUUGGCCAGUGGGCAGGGACUAGACGUGGUCGUGGCAGAGGACCAUUUUCCUUGCAGGUGGUUUCUGUUGGUGGACCAACUCGAGGUCGCCCCAGAGGAGUUAUAUCCACCCCAGUUAUACGAACAUUUGGAAGAGGGGGCAAAUACUAUGGAAGAGGAGGAUACAAGAACCAAGGGGCAUCUCAGACCAAGCCACCAUAUGCUACUUCUGCGGCGGAAGUGGCCAAAGAGCUUAAGACACAAUCCGAAGACUCGUGUAAAUCAUCUGCUGUGUCUUCAGAUGGAUCUCUGACUGAGAACGGUGUGGGAAAUGAGGAAACACAAGCUUCCCAAAUAAACGGAGGCACAGGAGAGGUCCAGGCUUCCAUUCACGCUGAAAGUGCCUUAAGCAAUGACUCUAAACCGUGCAAUACGAAUCCUCAUUUAAAUGCACUAGAUCCAGACAGCGAACCUCUCGAGGAAGAGACGCUUGAGGCCGCUGUCUUAAAAAAAGAAGAGUAAACUUAUUUUUCUAGAGGGUGAAGGAUGUUUAGACAGUUCAGGGUUAGGAAUAUCUGGAAAGAUGGAGAGCCUACAGUUACGUACAUUUUUUCCUUUCCGUAAGUGAAAAAUGAGGUUUUGGAAAUUCGGAUCCCUCUUUUGAUGUUAGACUUAAAAAGAGAAAAGAUUUUAUUUUACAUUUUAACCAGUUGCAGUCAAAAUGCUGCAAGGAUAUAAACAAACAAAACAUAAGCUGAGUAUAAGCAUUUGACACCCAUACUUUAAUGAAACAUGAGCAAAGUUAAAUACUGGUUACAACGAAAAAACUAAAUAAGCCGCUUGUUCUAUUUCUUAAGACAAAAUCAAACACACACACACACAAACACACACACACACACAUACACACAUGAACAUCUUGACUAUGAUUUGUAGUAUCUGGCACCAUAUAUAUAUAUAUAUAUAUAUAUAUGCCAUUAUAUUUGAUUUUACAUUACUGUGUCACAAGAUAGGAGAAGACCAGAUCGGAAACUCAGGUUUCCGGAUUGUAAUUAUGAAAUAUGGCACAAACAGUUUUUGUUUUCUUUCAUUCUUUAUUAUUGCAUCGCUGUUGAUGUGGUUUUUCGUUUAGUAGUAAAAUGUGCAACUUAUCGGAACACAACAAAUUAUAGCAUAACAUUGCAGAUUUUUGCUGAUAUUUUAAAUACUCAUCAUUACUCACCUUUCAAGCAAGAUCUAAAAUCAUAGAAAAAUAAAAAAAAAGCACCUGACCUUUUUUCUGAAACGAGAAAACAGGCAUUCUCAGUUUCCGUGAUACUGUUAUACCAUGCAUCUGUGAUCAAUGAAGUUGUGUGGUUUUUGAAUCAGGCGUAGACCAUUAGUGCUACUAUUGACCUGCAUGGUUCAUCAUUUUAAGGUGUGUAGUUAAUAUUAUGCAUGUUCUUGUCCUAUUUCUGCCAAUCUUACAAGUUCUGUGCCCAUCUGCAAAACAAGAAAAAAAAAAACCUAAUAAUCAGUAAUAGUUCUAUGAAAGAUGUUACUUAUGUUUAGUCAUUGACUGAUCUCGCUCUGACCUUUAAAAAAAAAAAAUUUGUGAUUAUUGACCUCUGUUGCAUUUAUCCUUAAACAAAAAAAAAAAUAUCUAGCCGUUUAAAUAUCAACGUUUCACUGGUGUAUCCAUUGCUGUAUUGCAUUAUUGUUCUUUGUUGCUGUUUUCACAUUAGAAAAUAUGAAUUCUGUGGAAAAAAAAAAAUCAUAAAGUACUUUGAUCUUUAAACCUUUUCCCCACCCCUCACUACUUUAGCAGGGCAGGUUUUCUCUUUCAGGAAUGUAGCCUUAUCCUACACAAAGUACACCUGUAUCAUUUUGAUGUUUCUGUUAGUGUUUCCAAACUUUUAAAUGUACUUUUUGGAAAAGAAUCCAAAUCAUUUCUUUCUUUGUUUUCAUAUAAUUCUCCUAAUGCUCAUCACUCAUUAGUGAUCAGAAAUGCGGUGUAACUCCCCCCAUUCCUUGCCCGCAAAAGCUGAGUAGGUAUUUUUAAUGUAAGUUGAAAGGAGUUUUGCCCCAACUCAUGGACUGUGCAAGAAUGAACUGCUGUUGGCUUUGUCUGGAAGUCGGUGGAUUGUGGUGCGUUAUGAUUGAAGGCUAUUGAAUGCAACUUACAAUGCUUAAUAAAAAUCUUUAUUCUUUUAGUAUAAA